AUGCCGAAAAAGAAAGAAGAGAAGGUAAGAAAGAAAUCAACUGCAGAACAAACACCCGAAGAAUUGAAGGCGCAACUCGAGGAUUUAAAAUCACAAUUUAAUUCCGAAAAAACUACUCUUUCACUUGCAGUACAAACUCUUACCAAAAAAGUAGAGAGAAAGACCGAGGAAUGUCAACGACUCGAGCAGAAAAUUGCAGAGUUAAAAUUAAUAAUAGAAGCAAGAAUUCAGGAUAAUAAGGCAAUUUUGGAACAAUUUGAUAUUGAUAGAAGAAAAUCGGAACAAUCAGUAGAGCAUUUGCAAAAAGAAAAUGAUAAUUUAUUACAAAAACUUAGUGAAAUGAAAUAUCAUUAUGAGACCACAAUCUUUGAGAUAAAUCGAACGAAAGAUAAAGAAAUUAUAGAGUUGAGGCAUUUGCUGAACGCCACCAAGCAUAAUGAAACACAAGUAGAAGAUAUUCAGAAACUGAAAAACGAAUUGGAAAACGAGAAUUCAUCUUUAAAAAAGCAGAUACGACGACUGAAAGACGAACAUUUUGUUGAAAUUAUGAAAAUGAAAAAGACUUUUGAAGAAGAGUUGAAAGCUCAAGAACAAAAUUUAAUAGAAGGUUUCACUUCAGAAAAACAAGCAAUCAUCAAAUCAACAGAUGAACAUUUAAGUAAGAAAACACUACAAACCAUGCAAAAAAAUCAACAAUUGAAAGAAAGAAUUGAACAUAGUACCCAAGAGGCUGGAAAAAUAAUAUCUGAAAAUAAGCGACUAGAAGAAGAAAACAAACAAUUAAGACAUGAAACAAACAUGGAAAAGAUUGGAAUGGAUGAAAUGCAAAAGAAAUUAGCAUCCUAUCUCAAAACGAUUAAAUCUCUCUCUCAAAAGAUUAAGGAAAUGGAAGCGCAAAAACACAUCGAUACACCCACCAGAGAAAAGUAUAAAAAUUACACUCUCGAAGAAAUGAAAAAAUUGGCAGAAGAAAAAGAUUUGGAACUGGCAAGUGCUCGAAAGGAAAUUGAAACUCUCAAAGAUCGAUUAGAUUUGUAUAAAAAGUCCAUGGCCAAGUAUGAAGCACAAAUUCAAACAGAAGAUGAAAUUGGAAAGUUUAUCCUUCAAGUGAUGAAUGAUAUCAAAUUAGGUUAUUGGAAAGAGAAGGGAGAAGAAACUCGAGAGGUCUACAAUAAGAAAAAAGGAGAUCAAUGGAAACCAGAAAAAGAUGUCAUACCCAUGAAUUUAACCAAAUUAUCAGUACAAGAGAGAGAAACAUUAUUCAGCUUUUUACUCUCUAAAUUACACACAUUUGAUAGAAAGAACAUUCGAAAAGAGGGAUCCACGAAUGAUUUACUUGCUUCUAGUGGUGGUCAGAGUGGUGGUCAGAGUCAGAGUGGUGGUGGUGGUGGUGGACAUCAUCAUUCAAAGUCUUCUCCCUCCCUCAACUGCUCUCCAUCUCCAGCAGUGAAUGCCAGUAAUAAUACCUCCUCUCCAACCACUUCCCCAACCACUCACCACCUGACAUCCAGUAGUGGUGAUGCAAUUCCUGGAGGAGAAGAAGAAGCAUUUACUCUUCCUCCCAUUCAUCAUCAUGUGAGCUAUAAACAACGACUUGCAGAAUUUAGAAAGAAAACAGAAAAGUAUUAA
This is a messenger RNA of Naegleria fowleri, 1629 nucleotides long. RefSeq lists its product as uncharacterized. NCBI's taxonomy places the organism in Eukaryota, Heterolobosea, Eutetramitea, Acrasida, Naegleriidae. Gene Ontology annotation, cellular component: cilium; ciliary basal body. The record is from RefSeq and is a predicted model, not a curated record. The transcript has 6 exons. The coding region runs from base 1 to 1629 and encodes 542 amino acids. Gene Ontology annotation, molecular function: microtubule binding.